Ananas comosus (pineapple) is the source of this 607-nucleotide messenger RNA. RefSeq names its product heavy metal-associated isoprenylated plant protein 43-like. The transcript is spliced from 3 exons. NCBI's taxonomy places the organism in Eukaryota, Viridiplantae, Streptophyta, Magnoliopsida, Poales, Bromeliaceae. The record is from RefSeq and is a predicted model, not a curated record. Gene Ontology annotation, molecular function: metal ion binding. Bases 110 to 463 code for a protein of 117 amino acids.
CAACCAUUUCAUGGUGUAAUUGGGAACUAUCUAUCUAUCUAUUUGCUUCGAACCGGCCUCGAGUAAUCAUCUAUCCGAUAUUAAUCCCCUGUUUGUGUAGCAAGUAAAUAUGAAGAAGAUUGUGUUGAAAGUGUGCAUCAACUGUGACAGGUGCCAAACCAGCAUUAUGAAAUCAGUCGCACGGCUCAACGGGAUACAAUCGCUGGCGUUGGACGCGGAGAAGAGCACGCUGACGGUGGUGGGGGACGUGGACGUGUUGCGGGUCGGGAAGGAGCUGAAGAAGGCAGGGAAGGCGGUGGAGGUCGUGAGCGUCGAACCGAAAAGAGAGGAGAAGAAAGAAGAGAAGGAAGCAUCAGGAACCAGCAAGCUUCUGCCUCCAUGCUGCAGCACUUGCAGGUCACAUGGUCUGAGCCAUGUGGUUUUUGUUGAAGAGUUGCUGCCAUUUGGGUGCAACAUACUCUAGCUAAAGCUCUAUGCAACUCUCUGACCAGUUGGAUCAAAUGAUGUGUUUUUAGAAAAAAUUUGAACAUUUCUGAGGAUGUUUUGGAAGAUGUGAAUAAAAUUUAGUGUGUUGUUUAUCCUUGUUAUGUGUGGUUAACUGGUGAAU